Hypomesus transpacificus is the source of this 2693-nucleotide messenger RNA. Its product is annotated as endothelial zinc finger protein induced by tumor necrosis factor alpha-like. Bases 381 to 2192 code for a protein of 603 amino acids. Gene Ontology annotation, molecular function: RNA polymerase II cis-regulatory region sequence-specific DNA binding; DNA-binding transcription activator activity, RNA polymerase II-specific. Lineage: Eukaryota; Metazoa; Chordata; Actinopteri; Osmeriformes; Osmeridae. Gene Ontology annotation, biological process: regulation of transcription by RNA polymerase II. Gene Ontology annotation, cellular component: nucleus. The record is from RefSeq and is a predicted model, not a curated record. The transcript is spliced from 7 exons.
UAACAGUUUCAUGCAGACAAAUGCAGCUAGCUAGCAUACAUUUAAACCGUGGCAUACACUGUAGACAGUAGCGUUACAUACUAAAAAGAGACUAAGGUUUGGGGUCUGUUUCAGCCUAAUAAUUGAUGGAGCCUUUAAAGAAUAGACGCGCUUUGGUUUGACGGUCAGCUUGCUGGUGAUCUUGUUAGAUGCUAGCAUGAGCUAGCUAGCCAACUUUUUGUGAUUUGUUUAGCUGGUACUAGCACCAGUAGUUGGCUAGCUAGCCUGCUCUGUUAUACAAGGUUAGCUAGCUAGCCUGACAGCCUUUGACAUCGCUAGUGACGUUAGCCAACUUAUUUUUCACAAUACACUGAGGAGAAUCUGAAAGGAAUUGAUUCGUUAUGUAUGAGGAUUCUCUCCAGGGGGAGCAAGCAGAGACACCAGGUCCUGAGGGUCACCAUGGCAACCAGAGACCGUUUUUUUCCCUUGUUGUCCAUAACGACCACUGUGGAAUUCAGGGGAUAAAAGUUGUUGUCAAGGAGGAGGAAGAGGAGGGUGUGAAAGGUGAGAGUCCCACCAGGGUGGCAGAGGGUCUGAAGAUGGCAUUGGAUGACCACACCUUUAGACUGACUGUCCACACCGAGAACGACCAAGAGGGGGAGGAAGAGGGGGAGGAGAAAGGGGAAGAGGGGAUAUGUGGCCUGAUCAACUCUGAUGGUGAAGAGGUGGACUGGAGGCUGACUGACCAGACAGCUGGAGACAACUCCAUCGUGGAGGUCAGGGGCGAGGAGGAGCGAGGGGAGGGAGGAGACAGUGAGGAGGAGACCAGGGGAAGAGAGAAGACAAACCUGAAAAGGGAAGAGGAGGUGCUGAGGGUUCCUCCCAUCCACGGAGGAAAGAGGAGGAGAGGGAGGCCUCCCAAGGCGUCUCCCCCAGAUCCGGGACCCGAUGCUGGGGAAGACAGUCGGCCCAUGGGAAGGAGACGCAGUCGGAAGCCUCCAGCAGAAGGAGGGGGCAACCCCCCCACCUCUCCCCCACUCGCAGGGAGCAGGACGCGGCCUCGGCGACGCAGCAGCCAGCUGGGAGGAGCUGGGAUGGAUGCUGCCUCGCCUGCUGAGGCUGCCUCGCCUGCUGAGGCUGCCUCGCCUGCUGAGGCUGCCUCGCCUGCCUCGCCUGCUGAGUCUGCCUCGCCUGCUGAGGCUCCCUCGUCUGCUGAGGCUGCUUCGCCUGCUGAGACUGCCUCGCCUGCAGUGAGGAGGCGGGGCAGGAAGAGGACCCUCCCACUUCUUGUCCUCCCUGCCGGCCUGGUGGCGACGCCCAGAGCACGGCUGACGUUCUGCUGCUCCGUGUGUGGUAGGGAGUUCUCCCACGCCUACAAGCUGGAGAGACACGCGCUGAUCCACACUGGAGAGACGCCCCACCGCUGCUCUCUCUGUGGAAGGGGCUUCAACCAGAAGGGAAACCUCAAGACGCAUCAGAAGGUGCACUCAGGAGGGAAACCCAGUGUGGACUGUCCUGGGGAGCCAGACCUCCUGCCGGAGGUGCAGAUGGAGCAGCAGGAGGAGAAAGAGGGGGCAUGUCCCAACCCGGCCCCCCUCGGUGCCCCGCUGCCCCCCCGGGCCGCGCCCCCCCUGGAGGAGCUGUGUUUCUGCCGGCAGUGUGGCACCCAGUUCAGCCAGAGGCGACAGCUUGAGGAGCACAUGCACGGCCACGUCCGAGAGAAGCCCUACUCCUGCCCCGACUGCGGCAAGAGGUUCAUCAACGAGAGCUACGUCCAAAUCCACCAGCGGAUCCACACGGGGGAGAGACCGUUCCGCUGCCCCGAGUGCGACAAGACGUACUACACGGCGUCCGCCCUGCGGCUGCACAGCAUGAAGCACUCGGACGUCCGGCCGUUCGGCUGCCCCGUGUGCGAGAGGCGUUUCCGCGUGCAGUCCUACCUGGCGGCCCACCUCCUCACCCACACCAGGGACCGGCCGCACCUGUGCUCCGUGUGCGGGAAGAGCUACGCUCGGGCGGAGGAGCUGAAGGUGCACCACCGGCUGCACACCGGGGAAAAACCCUACCGGUGCAGCGACUGCGGGAAGAGCUUCAUCUACCGGCAGGGGCUGAGGCAGCACCAGCGCACCCACGGGGGGAGGCGCAUGGGCCCCACGCGGCAACUGGGCCGGCCCAGGCAGAGCCACCAGGAGGAGGGGAGGCUGCUGUGCUGAGCUGCGGGGAGGACCAGGAGAAGAUGUCAGCCUGUCGCUCAGAUCUUUCUGUGUGGAGCGACGACAGGGGCUUGAAGAAGCCAGGUUUUUUCCUUUUGUGGAAAGCGUAUGUGUGUGUGAGAGAGAUAUUGCUUCCUCUGACUCAUCACAACACAGCUUUGCUGACAUACUUGCUGCUAGGGACCUUGAGUCUUGGACCUGUGUCUCAGUAUAGUUCGGUUUUACUGAACAGUUGUCAGGAUUUCCUUAGUCUGAUGGACAAACAAAAAAUGACCUAAGAAAGUGAUGACUACAACAAAUCUCCAAGUUUGGCGACAGACCUAACUGUUUUUAUGUUUUUUAAGGUGUGUCCAUGUUGUUUACAGGUUAUAGUUCUCCACAACACAGUGCCUUGAAAUCCUACAUGAGAUACACAAUCUUCACCCACUGAUAACCAGCGUACCACCACCCAUGCACAGAUACUAAUGUGAUAAUUCAAAUAAAAGAAAAUAUAUAACGUCC